CGCUCAGCGUCCGGGGCCGACGGCUCGCCAUCUUCUACCGCUUGCGGGGCAGGUGUCUUGCGGGAGACGCUGGCUGGACCCUGGGGACUCUUAUACAGGAUGCUGUGCUCUCUGCUUCUCUGUGAAUACCUAUUGCUGAUAACUGGUUAUGCUCAUGACGAUGACUGGAUUGACCCCACAGACAUGCUUAAUUAUGAUGCUGCUUCAGGGACAAUGAGGAAAUCUCAGGCGAAAUAUGUUGUAUCAGAGAAAAAGGAUGUCAGUCCUGACUCAUCAAAUGCUGAUGAAUUGUCACAGUGUUAUCUCAGACUUGAUUCUUUAGCUCAUAAGAUUGAUGAGUGUGAAAAGAAAAAGAGAGAAGACUAUGAAAGUCAAAGCAAUCCUGUUUUUAGGAGAUACUUAAAUAAGAUUUUAAUUGAAGCCAGAAAGCUUGGACUUCCUGAUGAAAAUAAAGUGAAAUGCAUUAUAGCUGAGAUUAUCUUAAGACAAACCUUACUGAACAUACAGAAGUUUCUCAACGGAAAGAUGGAAUCAGGAGCCAUGGAUGAUGUGCUAAGUGAUAUUUUAAAUUUUAAGUUUCAUGAUUUUGAAACAUGGAUGCAAUUUGAAGAUUACUUUGGAGUGGAUCCAUUAACUUUGGCAGUGACUCUGAUUUACGCUUUUGUUUUCAAGGACUUCGUGUCUGCUUGCAUUGUCGCAUUAGUAGCAACUGAACUGUGGACAUAUGUUCGCUGGUACACCCAGUUGAGACGAGUUUUCUUCAUCAGUUUUGUCCUCAGUUUUGGAUGGAAUUGGAUUUAUUUAUAUAAGCUAGCUUUCGCACAGCAUCAGGCUGAUGUUGCCAAGAUGGAGCCAUCGAACAACGUAUGUGCUGAGAAGAUGGACUGGGUUGGAAGUCUCUGGGAACUGUUUAGAAGCUCAUGGACCUAUAGAGAUGACCCAUGCCAAAAGUACUAUGAGCUCUUACUAGUCAACCCUAUAUGGUUGGUCCCACCAACAAAGGUAUAGAACAUAUCUUGUGAAAAUCACUUAUACACAGCGUCAGA
Molecule: messenger RNA, 1046 nt
Organism: Castor canadensis (American beaver)
Lineage: Eukaryota; Metazoa; Chordata; Mammalia; Rodentia; Castoridae
Source: RefSeq, a predicted model, not a curated record